Phytophthora sojae is the source of this 474-nucleotide messenger RNA. RefSeq lists its product as hypothetical. Bases 1 to 474 code for a protein of 157 amino acids. The transcript has 4 exons. The record is from RefSeq and is a predicted model, not a curated record. NCBI's taxonomy places the organism in Eukaryota, Oomycota, Peronosporomycetes, Peronosporales, Peronosporaceae.
AUGGAGCUCCGGACGCAGUACCUGCUGCUGCUCUUCGUGUUCGGCAUGAUCGCCAAGGGCAUGGUCAAGUCCGCCUUCGGGUCGAACCUGUCCAUCCUGCUGCUCGUCUGCGUGGGGAUCUACUACUGGCGCACCAAGCAGAAGGAGAAGUGCAUAUACGACGACAUCGCCCGCCAGCAGGCCGAAGCCGCCGCGAAGCUGGACGCGCUGCACGGUGUCGGCGAUGGGAAAGUCACAGAGCUCAGUAUGGCCAUGCGCAGGACGUCCUUCAAGCUCAGCGAGUCCGACACGGGCGUCAUCACGGACCGCAUUCGUCAGUACUCGAGCAAGCUGGGCGGGUCAAGGAAGGACCGGCAGAAGUUCCUACGGAGGAAUGCCAAGGCCAGGACAGUGAACACGAUAGACAUCAACGACCCGGCGCAGAAAGCUCCCAUCGAGACGAUUGUGGAGGAAGCUGUAGACGCCACCUUGUAA